This is a messenger RNA of Aspergillus mulundensis, 1380 nucleotides long. Its product is annotated as folliculin domain-containing protein. Lineage: Eukaryota; Fungi; Ascomycota; Eurotiomycetes; Eurotiales; Aspergillaceae. Gene Ontology annotation, molecular function: GTPase activator activity. The record is from RefSeq and is a predicted model, not a curated record. The transcript has 2 exons. Gene Ontology annotation, cellular component: cytosol. Gene Ontology annotation, biological process: positive regulation of TORC1 signaling; positive regulation of GTPase activity. Bases 1 to 1380 code for a protein of 459 amino acids.
AUGACUGUGUACGACGGGGGCCUUUCUUUGACGCACUUCUGCGAAGUACAUGGUCCCACUUCGAUCAUAUGCUCGCAGGUUCUCCCUUUCUCUUGCUCUCAAUGCCAUCCCGAGAACACAAUCUCCUCCGAAGAAGGCACCCCAGCGACCUCCCACGACACCAUUUCCUCUCACGGCUUGCGCAGCAGGAAUACCAGCGGUAAACAGUCUCCGUCUAUAAAGUCUCCUGCGAAGCCGGUUGACGAUGCCGACGCUCCACAACGAAUUGAGGAUUACCCGUGCUUUAUUCAGGGCCAAUCGAAUGCGACUGAGACCCAGAAGCUGAAUAUUCUGGGAGGUGCAGACGGUGACACUUGCGCAAGCUGUAGCUUGACCUUGCCUGAGGAUGUGAGCAAACAGUUACCUCCUGGAGCUCCAGGGACUUUGCGCAGCGACGGGAAAGGCAAGAAUGGCAGCCCUGUCCUGCGCUCACGAGAGGUUGUUUCCUCGUGCGGCACAUAUCAUUCCGAUGUGGAAGACAGUGCGCACGACAUUCACAUACACGGCUCCCUUCCCGACUCUCUUCACUCAUCGUCUGUGGCCUCGGAUGUUUCCUGCCAUAACCAUAUCCUCACUUACCUCUCUCUCAGAGGCCCUCCUAACCCCGCCGAUUAUGCUCUUCUCCGACGUUCUUCCAUCAGAACCCUCAGCUGUGAGCUUCUCCCGCGCGGACUUUCCUCUGGCCCGUUGUGCUUUGGUGACUCCAAUGCGGGUUACACCAUUGCCUAUAUUUUCCGGCUCCCCGAUCCAAUGGCCCGCGGCAAACGACGCAGCUACGCGCUCGUGGCCCUGGCCGGCAAGGAUACGCGUAGAGCGUUUCGUGCAUGUCCAAUAAUCUGGCGCACUUUUGAUCGGAUUGCAACGUCAAUCUACCAUGCAGCAGAGCAGUUUCAAGAGGACGAGAAACGUCGCGAUGAACAGAACAACGUGGCUAACAGGCCUGGGAACCGGCAGUAUACACCUGUCUCAUCAUUCCUUACUGGACGUGCCGUCGACCCGGAUGGGCAACUUCGCCGGCCUGGCCAGGUCAGAGCCAGAAACCUAACGGAAAUCGUUGGCAAUCCCUACUUGUUUGCGGAAAUCCAUGGAAGCUUUGUGGCUCUGUUGCAGCAACUUGGUUCUAUGUUUGGGUCACCCCCAAUCUCCGAGGACCGCUUCAUCUGUAGCACGGUUACCGAAGAGGAAGAUAUGAAUCGUCGUCGCUCCGUAUCUUCGACCAUUGCAAAGCAAACACAGAGAGCACAGAAACGCGAAGAUGACGACCUCGGUCUUUCGGACCUAAACUUAUCAUCCGGUCCGAAGCCUAUUCCCAUCACCUCACGCCGUUCCAUCAUCGCUUGA